Molecule: messenger RNA, 5392 nt
Organism: Capra hircus (goat)
Lineage: Eukaryota; Metazoa; Chordata; Mammalia; Artiodactyla; Bovidae
Gene: PPP1R3F
Product: protein phosphatase 1 regulatory subunit 3F
Exons: 4
Coding region: 3083-5392 (769 amino acids)
Biological process (GO): regulation of glycogen biosynthetic process
Cellular component (GO): protein phosphatase type 1 complex
Molecular function (GO): glycogen binding; protein phosphatase 1 binding
Source: RefSeq, a predicted model, not a curated record
AACAAUAAAGAAAAAAAAAAAACCAACUCUCCCUACCAUUAGUUCAAAACAAUUUCACUGGUUGAGGCGUUUGAGGUGGUAGGAUAUGUCUGAGACCCAAAGAUGGCCCAUGUGUGCUGAGCAGCCAGGGGAGGCACCAAGUGGGGUAAGGUCUCAGGCUGGAGGCCUUCAGGGAUCCUGCAUACAGCAGGAGCUUAAAAGAUGUGGCAUGUGGUUAAGAGCAAGUGAUGGGGUGAGGAACGUGCUUGUCAGGAAGGAGUCUGACUUUACGGAUGUCCCCUUGCUCCUUGUGGACUUGGGUGGUCUGAACUAUAUAACUAUAAACCAGGUCAGUUCUAGAAGCUGAGGCCCCAUUCCCUGCCCCAGUACCUUUGCCUCCCUCCUGAGAGAGGGGGCUCUUUCUUCCCUUUCAGAGUCCAAGGUGUGGGUUGUAUCCUCCCCACAGGGCCCCUACCCAUCCUCUCACUCCGUGAGAGGAGCACCAGAAAAGGAGCGAGAAGGCUGAGUGAGGGGUGAUGCUGCUGCUGUUGGGGGCCAGGACUCGUGCACAGCGAGGAUCAAGGAGUCAAGUGGGCAGAGGCCGGGGUCACCGCCUCUCUACACUGGACUACAUCCUCUUACAGAGGAGGCUUCGGUGGGAGAGGGGACAGGAUUAAAUAGAGAGGUUGGUGAAAGUCUGCAGAGAAGUGGGCCUUUGACAAAGAUUUGAAGGAGGUGAGGGGGGAGUCAUGUAGAUGAUAUCUGAGCAAUUCCAGAGGAAAUAGCCAGUGCUAAGAUCCUGAUGUGGGAAUAUGCCUGAUCUGCUCAAAAUAUACCAAGGAGGUCUGUGUGGUUAGAGUGGUGCAAGUGAGAGAAACAGGGGUAGGAGGUGAGGUAAAAGAGGGUUCUGGGGGGAGGGGCACUGAACCAUACAGGACCUUAUAGCCCAUGGUAAGGACUUUGGCUUUUACUGAAUGAGCAGAAGGCCAUGGGAGGGUUGUGAGCAGGGGAGAGAUGUGAACUGUCAUAGGAUUUAACAGGAUCCCUUUGAUUGCUGAAUGUAGAAUGGACUGUAGGAGUGAGGGUGGAAGCAGAGGCAUCAGUGAGAGGAAGGCUACUGCAGUAAUCCAUGUGACUGAUGAUGGCGCUGGCAGUGGAGGGAGUGGGAGAGGGCAUAUUUGGGAAAUAUAGCAGAUGGAGAGCUGACAGGAUUUGUUGAAGGGUGGCAGUCUUAGACCAGACCAGGACACAGACGAAGGAGUUCCUGGACUACUUAACAUCUUGAAAUUUUAGGUGAGAAAAAAAAAAAAAAAGUUCUAUCUUGUAUAAGCCCGUAUUAUUUUGUGUGGGUUUCCCUGUUAUUUGCAACUAAACAUAUUAGUUCCUGGCCCACGACCCUAUCCUGGACACAGACCUGAGGAGGGGAGCCCGCCGGGAGAACUGCCUUUCUCCUAGGGAUGUUGUGAGUCAGAACCUUCCAUACAGUGGGUGUUCAGAAAAAUCCUCCCAGGAUGGAGGGAGAAUGUAUGAAUGGUCAUGUUCAAUGGACAUAAGCUACAAUUCCGUUCCCACAGGAGGCAGGGUUUCAAAAUAAGAGUGGAAGGGGAGUGAGAGGAGUUCAUUAGAUGACAAGAAGGAGCGUUACUCUUGAAGGGAACAGGAGUAGAGACCCGAGACAGAAAGAAGGGAGGUGAGGCCACUGUGGGGUGUGGAGUCAGGCAAGAAAGACUGGACUCUGAUUUGUGAUUACAUUAGUCAAUGUCUGCCAACAUGCCCAACCAACUCCUGAAUGCACACAGUCAUCAGUGUUUCUGAGCUGGAGUUAGAAAAAGCUAAUCUUCCUCACAAAGCUCUGACUUUCAUUUGGCCAUUCACUCAAGAAUGAUGCCAAGUCUGGAGAAUACUGAAGAUGAUAAUCAGGGGCAUUCUUGGCUAGUGAGUGGUACCGCUCAAGGCUCGGAGCUGAGUCGGGCAGGCCCCUAACUGCGACAGGAGAGGUCCGUUUUGCCUUCUUAGGUUUCACAAGAGGAUGCAAUCUAGGUCUUCAGGGGCUCUGGGCAUUCACACUCCUGGGGUAACGGAGUCACAGAGGAUUAAGGAGAACGUAAAUUCAUCCGUCAGAGGUGUACUCUUCCUAAAGGCUGCCUACAUUCUACAGAUCAGUGGCCUGAUCACCCUACAGCUCAGGCGGCCUACGCACUGUCCUCUUCUCUGGCCUCCUUAUUGGCUGUUCAUCUCCUUCACAACACCUAAAACAUCCCAGUUGGUUCUGCUCUUUGCAGUCCCGCCUCCGGGUCCUUCUACACUUCCUGGCUUCGGCACUGGUUCAUCCAGUUCUAGCACUGCCCUUUGCGGUCUCAACUGCUUUCACUCUGGCUCCCCCAUUGGCUACCCGGCAGCUCUUCCUUGCUACUUCAUCGCUCACCCCAUUGGCUCUUCCUCUCCCCUCCCCGCUGAAGCUGCUGACACCACUUCCUGUUCAUCUUUUUUAGCCUCCUUAUUGGCUACGUCUGCCCUGGCACCGCCCCUUAAAGGCAUAAUGCACACUUACAAGACUCUCCAUUGGCUCACUGAAGCUAUUAGCGUCAUCCUUCCUUACAUCACGGGCGCGCGGCUCCCCAUUGGCUCCUUGCUGUCUCUCUUCCGUCCCACUACCUACGCAACCUACGGAUCUCCUACUUUUCUGGCCUUUCUGUUCGCUCCCUGCUGCUCCCAUCUUCUGUAGCCAUUCCAUUUUCCCCGCCACCCCCGCUCACACUUCCCCAUUAGCUAUCCUACGUCUGCUCUCUUCAUCCCGGGCCCGCACCCCCGACGCAUCCAGGCCUCUCCAUUGAUUCCUCGAUCAUCCCGCCUCCUACACCGCCCACUCUCGGGCAUCCCCAUUGGUUGUGUGCUUCCCCUGCACGCGCUUCAUCACCUACGUCACGCAUGCGCGGAUCCCCAUUGGUUCUCUGCUAUACCUGUCUUCGUCUCACCGCCUACGUCCCCCGUGAGUCGUAACCCGCCCCCGCGCUGGCCUUCCCAUUGGCUGCCCGCCGCUUCAGGCCCUGCCCCCGCCGGUCCCGCCGCCGGUGCCGUCGGUGCCGCCGCCGCCGCCGCCAAUAUGGCGCGCACGGCCCCUGUGGAGCCCCCGCUGCGGCAUCCCGCGCCCCCCUCGCUGGCCUCGGGCGAGCCCCGCACCUCAGUAGAGGCAGCGGUGGCCCCGCGGAGGGUGCUGUUCGCCGACGAGGCCCUGGGGCUGCCGCUGGCGCAACUGCGCCGCUACCGGCCGUGGGGCGGGCCCGGGGCGGGCAAGAUGGCGGCGGCGGCCGGGCAAGAUGGUGACGGCGGCGGGGCUGAGGACGACGAUGGCGAGGAUGGGGAUGAAGGGGAGGAGGAAGAGGAGGCUUGCCCCGAGCCCUCGCCGUUGUGCCCCGUUCCCGCUGGCGGGGGGUUUUACCUGGUGCCCACAUUUUCGCUGCCGCCCGCGCCGGGCCGUCUGGAGCGCUUGGGGCGCGUCAUGGUGGAGCUGGAGGCGCUGCUGCCGCCUCCCGGAGCGGUCCCCGGGGGUGCCGGGGUGUGGGUGCCUGGGGGGCGCCCGCCAGUGCUGCGAGGGUUGGUCCGCGUGCUGAACCGCUCUUUCGAGAAGGUGGUGCACGUGCGGGCCUCACACGACGGCUGGGCUUCCUUCUGCGACCACCCAGCACGCUACGUCCCGCGCAGCCCGCCGGGGGCAGGAGUGGGAGGACCAGGAGCAGGAGAUCCCAUCUUGGAUCUGGGCCUUGGCCUGGGCCCUGGCCAGGUGUCCGCCUCCUCGCCCGACGACGGUGGCCGCACCGACCGCUUUGCCUUCCAGCUGCCCUUUGCUGAGGGCGCGGGCGAUGGGGCGCGCCUGGACUUCGUGGUGCGCUAUGAGACCCCCGAGGGCACUUUCUGGGCCAACAACCACGGCCGCAACUACACAGUUCUGCUCCGGAUUGCACCCGCUCCCAUACCCACUGAUGCUGAAGGGCUGCUCCAGCAGCAGCAGCUGGAGCCACAGCCCGAGUGCCAGGGCCCCGUGGAGGCUGAGGCCAGGCAGCUGAAGAGCUGCAUGAAGCCGAUGAGGCGCAGGCCUAACGAAGAGCUGAAGAUGAAGAGUGCGGACGAUAAUACCCCUGCUGUGGCAGAGCGUCCUGAUGUCCAGGAGACAGUGGGUCCCUUGGUGGCCCCUACACCUCUCCGUCCGUGGCCCCAGAUGACACUUCAGGUUUCUGAAGUUACAGUGACUGGCAGACCCCCAGAGGAAGGUGAUGUCACCAGAAGCAGCCCGCCUGUGACUUUCACAGAGGUUCCCCAGGCACCGGCCAUCAGGAUUCCCCUCUCUUCUUCUCUCUGUGGCCUGGGUCGCUCUCCCCGGGACCAGGCCUCGGGGCCUGAUGCAAGUGAGGGGGCAGCUGGGCCUCUCCUGGAACCGAGCCAGCGACAGAUGGAGGCCACGUGGGAAGUAUCCAGCGAGAAUGGAAGGGGCCGAAAGGAGCCCAUAGUGGGAGCUAUCAUGGACAAGCCUCCUGGGGGGCUGGAGGUCGUGAGUGGGUUGGAGGAGCUGCUUGGAGAGGACACCAUCGACCAGGAGCUGGAGCAGCUCUACCUGUCCCACCUGAGCCGCCUGCGGGCUGCCGUGGCUGCUGGUGGGGCAGGAGGUGGUGGGGAGGGUUCCAUAGAUGGAGGGGUGUCCCCCAGCCAUCCCCUGGGCAUACUCACAGACCGCGACCUGAUCUUGAAAUGGCCUGGCCCUGAGCGGGCCCUGAACAGCGCCCUGGCUGAGGAGAUCACGCUGCACUAUGCCCGGCUGGGGCGCGGUGUGGAGCUCAUCAAGGACACCGAGGACCCUGAUGAGGAGGGGGAGGGGGAAGAGGGGCUCUCCAUCAUACCCUCCAGCCCAGAAGGGGACACCCCUAAGGAAUCACCUCCAGAAAUCCUCUCGGGAGCCCCUUCUGUGGUAGCCACUAUGGGAGAUGUGUGGCUCCCAUGGGCAGAGGGUUCUGGAUGUAACAGCCCUGUGGCUCUGGGUAUAGAGGGUCAGUUCAGUGGGGCUCCAGAGAAGGGGACGAGCAAGGACUCUGACUCUUUGCAUGUGAGUAGGAUGAUAUCUGGGGUGACUGGGUCCUCAGGGGCCACAGAAGCCCAGAUGGAGUUUACCACUGAGUUGGCAGACAGGUUGAUUUCUAUAUCUGGCCAGGAGCCAACCACUCUGGUCUCGCAGGGGCAAGAUCUCUCCCUCCUUGGUCCCUUAGGGACUGAAGUCUGUCCAUCCAGCCUGGCCAGGCCCCAAGUAAGCCCCCAGGAUGAAGGGGGUUCAGGCCCAAGCCUUGAGCCCCCAAAGAGGUCUCCUACCCUAGCAGACCCUGCAGAGAGCGUGUAUGUAUUGCCUCCUCAGCUCUGGGGACCCUGA